Messenger RNA from Cryptomeria japonica (Japanese cedar), 1997 nucleotides. Its product is annotated as ureide permease 1. Gene Ontology annotation, cellular component: membrane. Bases 521 to 1780 code for a protein of 419 amino acids. Gene Ontology annotation, biological process: nitrogen compound transport. The transcript is spliced from 7 exons. Gene Ontology annotation, molecular function: allantoin:proton symporter activity; uracil:monoatomic cation symporter activity. The record is from RefSeq and is a predicted model, not a curated record. Lineage: Eukaryota; Viridiplantae; Streptophyta; Pinopsida; Cupressales; Cupressaceae.
UGCCCUCAUCACGUGUAGAAUUGCUCAUGCACGAGUUGCUAGUAGAUCGAACUGGUAGAUGGACUUCCAUUCAUAGUAUGCUUCAUUUUUAUUUUUUGAUAAGAUUCUUUUUUCAAUUAUACCUAGAGGCCAAUAUGAAUCCAAAACCAAGAUUCCGGAGAUUCCAAUACAACUUGAACCUCUGUGCUAAGUCAAACGGUGAGUUUUUCAGAGGAAGAUCCAAUAAAUAAAGAUGCACAGUCAAUAAGUGCGUCGAUUGUUUACUUUAUCUGACAUGAUUGGGUGAAGUGAAGCACACCCACUGGAUUUCUCAGAUUUCUUAUUCCAAUCCAAAGCAAACUCUCAAAUACAGCUCAGCUGUUGACAUUAAAUUUUCAAGAUUUCACGUUGCUGAUUAAAUAAUAGAGAAAAAAUGAAUUUUUAAUCAUAGAGUAAGAAGAAAAGCCCUCAAAUCCAGUGCCCAGGAGUGAGGACAUCAGUUCAAUUGGAGUAGCUGGAUCAGUUGAUUGUAUGAGCAAAGAUGUAUGUGGUGGAGGACAAGGGAGAGGCAAUAGCAUUCAUGCUGGCUGCCCUCUUCUUCUUGGGUACAUGGCCUGCUGUCAUGACUCUUCUGGAGAGACGAGGUCGUCUUCCCCAGCAUACCUAUCUUGAUUAUUCAAUCACCAAUCUGCUUGCAGCUGUUAUCAUUGCCUUAACAUUUGGCCAGAUUGGCAGCAGUACUCAUGACAUGCCCAAUUUCUUCACUCAGCUCAGCCAGAAUAAUGGUCCUUCUAUAGGGUUUGCAAUGAUUGGUGGAUUAGUAUUGAGCCUUGGAAAUUUGGCUACACAAUACGCUUGGGCAUUUGUUGGUCUUUCUGUGACAGAGGUGGUCUCUUCAAGCAUAACCGUAGUAGUUGGUACGACAAUGAAUUAUUUUUUAGAUGACCGUAUCAACAGAGCUGAUAUUCUCUUCUCUGGAGUAGGAUGCUUCCUAAUUGCAGUUUGCUUAGGCUCUGCUGUUCAUGCCUCAAAUGCAGCUGAUAAUGAAAAAAAGCUAGAUGCCUCAUCUAUUGUGUCCCUCGAGAGGAUGAAGUAUACGGGAACAGAAGAAACCCAAUAUGGGAAUCUGAGGGAUCAACGUAAUGAUAGCAUGGUUGACGAGGAGAUAGGGAGAAAUGUCCAUCAAGACAAUUCAGUCAAGUCGAACAAUGCCAAAGCCGGAAGUGCAGAUUUCCUGAAAGAAGUUGAGAAGAGAAGAUCCAUCAAGGUCAUGGGCGCAAAUGCAUAUUUUGGGCUUGGGAUUGUGUUCUUUUCAGGCAUUUGCUUCUCUCUUUUUUCACCUGCAUUCAACUUGGCAACAAAUGACCAGUGGCACACAUUGAAAUCUGGAGUACCUCACUUGGUUGUUUAUACAGCGUUCUUCUAUUUUUCAAUCUCUUGCUUUGUAAUUGCAAUCAUUCUAAACAUCAUAUUCCUUUAUCGACCGAUACUAGGAUUACCCAAAUCCUCCUUCACUGCCUAUUUAUCAGAUUGGCAAGGUCGUCAUUGGGCUCUACUAGCAGGUUUUUUAUGUGGGUUUGGCAACGGUUUUCAGUUCAUGGGGGGUCAAGCAGCAGGAUAUGCGGCUGCAGAUUCUGUCCAGGCAUUACCCCUUGUGAGCACAUUUUGGGGUAUUUUACUUUUUGGAGAAUAUCGCCGUUCAUCCAGAAAAACAUAUUCGUUGCUGGGCGGCAUGUUAUUUAUGUUUGUUGUAGCUGUGGGCGUCCUUAUGGCCUCCUCUGGAAAAAGAAAAACCAGUUGAAUCCAAACAAUGGAUGGGACAUUUUCAGUCUUAUGAAUAUGCUCAAUGUAUUUCAGAUAAUAUAAUUUCAAACUUAAGAGGUGUUCAUAAGAAAAACACUAUACAAAAUAGUGCCUGAAAAUUGCCCAUAAUAAUGCUGUACAACUACAAUAUUUUUUCUGUUGUAAAAUUGAAAUCAAUUCUCAGUUCUACAAGGGGAGUUACCCAUUUCGCUGAA